AUGCCAAAACCGAUAUUCGUUUUUGGCCAACAUAUUGAUGGUGGUAGUGAUAUUAACUCAAAAAACGCUAGUAAUGAUGUGGUGACCGUUACACCCUCUUGGCAUAUUCGUUUUUCCACAUUACUUCAUGAAGCAUCGUCGAUAUCUCCUGAGUUACGUAUCCGAUGGACGAGUCCACAUCCAAAAGAUUUUCCCGAUGAUUUAUUAUAUGUAAUACGUGAGCAUCCAAAUAUAUGUAAAAAUAUUCAUUUACCAUGUCAAAGCGGAAGUACAAUAGUUCUUGAACGUAUGAGACGUGGUUAUACAAAAGAAGCUUAUCUCGAAUUAGUCGAUCAUAUUCGUUCCAUUAUUCCGGAUAUAUCUAUCUCAAGUGAUUUUAUAUCCGGAUUUUGUUCUGAAACAGACGAAGAUCAUCAACAUACUCUUGAAUUAAUUCGAAAAGUUAAAUACAAUUAUAUUUAUUCAUUUCUCUAUAGUAUACGUGAAAAAACAAAAGCAUAUUAUCAUUUAAAAGACGAUAUACCACGAGAGAUUAAAGCACAACGUCACCAUGAUAUUAAUGAAAUAUUUCGAUCUGAUGCAUUAAAAUUAAAUUCAAAUUAUAUUGGACAAACACAUCUUGUACUUGUCGAAGGAAUAAGUAAACGUUCACAAGAUGAAUAUAUUGGUAGAAAUGAUUAUAAUACAAAAGUAAUAUUUUCAAAAAAAACAUUAAAAAAUAUAGAAUUAAAUCCAGGUGAUUAUGUUGCUGUUCGUAUUGAUACGGCUACAUCAGAAUCGUUGCGUGCAACACCAUUAUAUCGAACAACAUUAAAAAAAUUUUACGAUAUUUCUAUUAGCACGUGA
Didymodactylos carnosus is the source of this 846-nucleotide messenger RNA. Lineage: Eukaryota; Metazoa; Rotifera; Eurotatoria; Philodinida; Philodinidae. The record is from the annotation of a GenBank genome assembly.